GACGUCAACCGGCCCAGUGAGGGCCCACCUCUCUGCCACUCGGGCUGGUGUAUGGAAGGUGUAACUGCGGUGCUUAUUUCUGCAAUGUAUGGGACACCUGAGACUACAAGAUACCUCCUUGAUCACGGUGCUGAUCCCACAGCUGGUGGAAGUAUGGGGUCAGCGCUACAUGGUGCUGCAAUGACUGGACAAUCUGAAAAUGCUGAACUUCUGCUUUCAAGAGGAAUGGAUGUGGAUCUAUUUGACUCUGUGCAUGGUACCGCGUUGCAUAUCGCCGCUUCUAAAGGCGAAGCUGGCGUGGUGAAAGUUUUGUUGGAGCACCAUGCAGAUCCUAAUAUGCUUUUCAACCUUCAUUCUAAACCACUGGGUAUGGCCAUGCAGAAAGAAUCAUGGGAAUGCAUGAGGCUACUAAUUAAGGCUGGCGCUGAUGUGAAUUUUAUUGACUAUAUUGGUGUCACUUAUUUGAUGGUGGCAGCGAGUAGUGGCUUAUCUGACGUCGUGAAGUGCUUGCUAGAUGCUGGUGCCAAUGCCAAUACUCCAGAUGCUUUUGGUAGAACUGCAAUUCAAAUUGCCGCACUUAAUGGCAGAAGGGAUAUUGUUGAAAUGUUAUUUCCGUUAACAUUACCUCUUUCAACUGUGCCGGUUUGGAGUAUUGAUGGGAUCAUUUCUCAUGUGAAGUUUUAUAAUUUGAACCCAAGAGUUAAACAACCGCUGGAACUGGACGAGAAAAUAGCUAAACUGAAAUUGGAGGCUACAGAGGCUUUUAGGAGAAAGGAAUAUUUGAGAGCAGCGGAGCUGUAUACUUGUGCAAUGAAACUUGAAGAUAGAGUAAAAGAGCAUGCAAUCUUGCUGGCAAAUAGGAGUUUCUGCUUCGUACGCCUGGGACAAGGAGAAGAUGCUGUCUCUGAUGCGACUAAGUGCACAAGGUUUCGACCUCAAUGGCCCAAAGGAUACUAUCGACAAGGGGCAGCUUAUAUGUUACUGAAGGACUACGAAAAAGCAUGUGAGGCUUUUGAAGAUGGCUUGAAGCUUGACCGUACAAAUGUUGAUAUUAAGAAUGCUUUAAGGGAAGCCCAAGAGGCAUUGAAGAAUGCUGGUUGCGCUGAAAAAUAACCGUGGCCUGUUUGCAGUUAGCUGAAGAAGUAGAGCCGCUAUUUCAUUUGGAAUGGGUUCCUGACCCUUUGUUGACAUCUGGUGGCAAUAUGACCUCAUAAGGUCAAACUAUAGGAUACUAAUUAGAGUUGCUUUGUUUCUGGGUUAAAUUUCAACACUAGUAUGAAAUGGUUGUAUCUUCCUGUGACUCAUUGUGUAACAUGAGCUAGCCGUUUGCUCAUCCUGCAUAUACUGUGGAUUCGUAUUUUUCUCU
Molecule: messenger RNA, 1366 nt
Organism: Lolium rigidum
Lineage: Eukaryota; Viridiplantae; Streptophyta; Magnoliopsida; Poales; Poaceae
Product: ankyrin repeat domain-containing protein 50-like
Exons: 10
Coding region: 52-1113 (353 amino acids)
Molecular function (GO): protein binding
Source: RefSeq, a predicted model, not a curated record